AAGGGAGCAGGUAUGUGGUGCUGUCAGCCCUAGGUGUCAGACUUUAAAGUCCCUCUUAUCGUACAGCUUAGCUUCAGACCCAAGCACACGUGCUCAGGUUGGGUUCUCUGUUCAGCUAUCUCUGUAGCUGCAUUCAGUUUGCUGCAUUUCCUUACAUCUGUCGUCCUCUGCGUUUUCGCUUGUUAUCGUCGAUUUCGAGACUUGUCAGGCUCACAGCAUCAUCGGCGUCGCAACAUGGCUGCUUCAUCUACCUGGACUGUUCUUAUCGUCGCUUUGAUGCAGCUUUUUGGUGACGUCAUUUCCGCUCCUGUCAUCAGAGCCCCGUGGGGGACUAUCCGGGGGGUAGAAGUGCAGGGCCGUGACGACAGGAAGAUGAGCGGGUACCUGGGUAUUCCUUUCGCUCUGCCUCCCACAGGCAAACUCCGUUGGCAGAAACCGCAGCCACAUCCCGGACCAGGAGAAGGGAAGGUGUUUGGGCCACCACCCUGCUACCGGCCUGUCCUCAGGAAGUCCCAUGGAUGGGGGUGUACAACUGGUACAAGCGAGGACUGCCUGACCCUCAACGUCUUUGUGCCUAUCGGUGAUGACGUCACGUCCGGAACCCUCAAGCCGGUGAUGGUGUGGAUUCAUGGAGGAGGAUUCAGAGUUGGCGACGCAGCGUCAUACAGACCAACCAAGCUGGUGGCAGACAAUGACGUCAUCGUGGUGACCAUCCAGUACCGCCUGGGUGUCUUUGGCUUUCUCUCCACAGGUGACGCCACAGCGCCGGGUAACUACGGGCUGUGGGAUCAGCGCCUGGCCUUAGUGUGGGUCAAGGACAACAUUAGAGCCUUUGGAGGUGACCCUGACCUGGUGACCAUCUUUGGGGAGUCGGCGGGUGCCAUUAGCAUAGGUAUCCACGUCAUCAGUCCGGCCUCCAACGGGUUGUUCCAGCGGGUGAUAACUCAGAGCGGAAGUCCCUACAUGCAACGCUGCUUUCCCGAGAACUACAGCAACAAGAUCAAGGAGCUGGCCUCAGCCUUGGGUUGUUCCUCAGACCCCGGAACCUCAUUCACCACGAUGCUCGACUGUCUGCGAGGCAAGAGUGUAGAGGAGUUAACUCACGCGGAGACGAUCCUGUCACAGACACACAAUACCGACUUUGUGUUCAUGCCCCGUGUUGACGGUGAACUUUUGUUGGACAACCCUGGGAGGCUGAUGGCAGACGAAGUUCAUAUGGCAUUAGCAAAUGUAGGGAAGGUCGACAUCCUGAAUGGCUUAAUGAUCAGGAGGGGGCAGUGAUGCUGUUUUUUCUCAGCCUUAAACCCGUCCAGGACAUGCACAGCGUGACAUUCUUCCGUCAUGUCCUCGACACCUGGAUGAGUUGCGCCGACCUGGGGCCGGCCAGUGGCGUGGCCUCCAAGGUGUUAGAGUUUUUCUACCGCGGGCCAGACGCCUUCACUAACAAGUCUGUCCCUCUCGAUACUUUGGUUCAAGUGUACGGUGACGCUCUGAUAAGUGCACCUUGCUUGGCGUGGAUUCGAACUCUUGCCGACCAGCCACACACCGGUGGGAGGUAUCUCUAUUGGUUGAACCAUGAUCUCAGUUUUAACCGGGCUUACCCCGUCCAGGGUACUCACCAUGGAGAUGAGUUGCUGUUGGAGUUUGAUUUAAUCUCAGAUGCGAUGUGUUUUACCAGCAAGAGAGGUCCACUUACACCAGAGGAAGAGAAGCUGUCCUCGGACUUCGUAUCCAUGUUGGCUGACUUUGCCAGAACUGGAAAUCCAAGCGUCCACCUGAGAUCGUCUCUGGGCGAAGACAUACCGCAGUUCACGAGUCAAGGCGAGGCGUACCUCUCCCUCUCCACCAAUCCCAGCAUUCAACAUCACGUGAUGCGCGAGCGCCUGGCUGUGUGGCUGCAGCUUUUACCGGAAGUGAAGAAGUCUAUCAAUCAGCUGACUCAGCAAACUGCACAAGAACGCGUGAAGGACGAACUGUAAAACACAUCCGCAUGUUCUUAUGAAUAUUCGUUUUAUCAUUUGUAUUCAAAAUCCUUAUGCUUUCGGCUACUAUGCAGAUCGUCGUCAAUCAUCCAUAUCCUUUCUUUUGUAUGUUAGCUACGUGUAUGAAGACAAUUGUCGAAAAGUCAGUUUUUUAAAAAAAUCUGUUUUAUCGCUUACAUCCAAUAAUAUUUCACUUUUACUUUACAUAUUUUAAUUCCUUGUAUUUUUGUUCAUUCGUUGAUUCAUAUAUUCAUUCGUCCCUGGACUAGUAUCGACUGUUGAGGUUAGUAUAUGGAUCUUAGCAUGAUCUUGUUUAUGCUGUGCUAAAUUUUGCAUGAUGAUAAAAUACAGCACAGUAAACAAUUUCAAAUAACAAAAGUACUUAGAAAUGAAUAUUUGCGAGCUUUUAGUUCCUUUACUGUUAGCAAAAUAAACGGAAAUAGAAAAAUGUUACUGCAAUCUAAUCAGCAUGCACGCUCACAGAAACAUCAGAAUACUAAAAAAAUCUACUAUUGUGUCAAAAAGGAGUAAAGAAAUAAAAAUAAACGAAGAAAAUUGCA
This is a messenger RNA of Pomacea canaliculata, 2542 nucleotides long. RefSeq names its product putative inactive carboxylesterase 4. The record is from RefSeq and is a predicted model, not a curated record. NCBI's taxonomy places the organism in Eukaryota, Metazoa, Mollusca, Gastropoda, Architaenioglossa, Ampullariidae.